GCUGCGGACGGUUUGCUGAGCCCGUUAGUGCUCCUGCUGAGACUCACGCCGCAGCCAUGUCCCGGUACCUGCGCCCCCCCAACACGUCACUCUUCGUAAGGAACGUGGCCGACGACACCAGGUCUGAAGAUUUACGACGCGAAUUCGGUCGUUAUGGUCCUAUAGUUGAUGUGUAUGUUCCACUUGAUUUCUACACUCGCCGUCCAAGAGGAUUUGCAUAUGUUCAAUUUGAGGAUGUUCGUGAUGCCGAAGAUGCUUUACAUAAUUUGGACAGAAAAUGGAUUUGUGGACGCCAAAUUGAAAUACAGUUUGCACAGGGAGAUCGAAAGACUCCAAAUCAGAUGAAAGCCAAGGAAGGGAGGAAUGUGUAUAGUUCUUCACGCUAUGAUGAUUAUGACAGAUACAGACGUUCUAGAAGCCGAAGUUAUGAAAGAAGGAGAUCAAGAAGUCGGUCCUUUGAUUACAACUAUAGACGAUCUUAUAGUCCUAGAAACAGUAGACCGACUGGAAGACCACGGCGUAGCAGAAGCCAUUCCGACAAUGAUAGAUUCAAACACCGAAAUCGAUCUUUUUCAAGAUCUACAUCCAAUUCAAGAUCAGGGUCCAAGUCCCAGCCCAAGAAAGAAAUGAAGGCUAUAUCACGUUCUAGGUCUGCAUCUCACACCAAAACUAGAGGCAUCUCUAAAACAGAUUCCAAAACACAUUAUAAGUCUGGCUCAAGAUAUGAAAAGGAAUCAAGGAAAAAAGAACCACCUAGAUCCAAAUCUCAGUCAAGAUCACAGUCUAGGUCUAGGUCAAAAUCUAGAUCAAGGUCUUGGACUAGUCCUAAGUCCAGUGGCCACUGAUAGUAUAAACCAUGAUAUUUUUAGGCAUG
Messenger RNA from Hippopotamus amphibius kiboko, 874 nucleotides. Its product is annotated as serine/arginine-rich splicing factor 10-like. The record is from RefSeq and is a predicted model, not a curated record. Gene Ontology annotation, molecular function: RNA binding. Lineage: Eukaryota; Metazoa; Chordata; Mammalia; Artiodactyla; Hippopotamidae. The coding region runs from base 57 to 845 and encodes 262 amino acids. The transcript has a single exon.